CAGGCACAAAGCGCAAGUAGGCACUUCACUCACAGCAGCUUCGCUUCAUGGCAGCCUCAGGCCCUUUGCUGGACACCUGUCCUUGUUUGUGACGGCUGGCCCCCCACUGGCACAGAAGGAUGACGCCCUGCUACAGUCCCCCCGGGAACGAGACGCUGCUGAGCUGGAAGGCCUCGCGGGCCACAGGCAUGACCUUCCUGCUGCUGGCCGCACUGUUCGGGCUGCCGGGCAACGGCUUCGUGGUGUGGAGCUUGGCAGGCUGGCGUCCAGCGCAGGGGCGGCCGCUGGCGGCCACGCUCGUACUGCACCUGGCGUUGGCCGACGGCGUGGUGCUGCUGCUCACGCCGCUCUUCGUGGCCUUCCUGGCCGGGCAGGCGUGGCCUCUGGGCCAGGCGGGCUGCAAAGCUGUGUACUACGUGUGCGCUCUCAGCAUGUACGCCAGCGUGCUGCUCACAGCGCUGCUCAGCCUGCAGCGCUGCCUGGCCGUUACGCGCCCCUUCCUGGUGCCCCGGCUGCGCAACCCGGCCCUGGCACGUCGCCUGCUGCUGGCCGUCUGGCUGGCCGCCCUGCUGCUCGCCCUGCCCGCCGCCCUCUACCGACACCUCUGGGGGGACCGCGUGUGCCAGCUAUGCCACCCGUCGCGGAAGCACGCCGCCGCGCACCUGGGCCUGGAGACGCUCACGGCCUUCGUGCUGCCUUUCGGGCUGGUGCUCAGCUGCUACGGCGUGACACUGACGCGGCUGCGGGCCGUCCGCUGGCGCUCGGGCCGGCGUGGCACCCGCGUGGGCCGCCUCGUGAGCGUCAUCGUGCUGGCUUUCGGCUUGCUCUGGGCCCCCUACCACGCGGUCAACUUAGUGCAGGUGGCGGCCGCGCUGGCUCCACCCGAGGGGACCUUGGCCAGGCUGGGCGGCGCGGGCCAGGCGGCGCGGGCUGGCACCACCGCCUUGGCCUUCUUCAGCUCCAGCGUCAACCCGCUACUUUACGUUUUUACAGCCAGGGACCUACUGCCCCGCGCCGGUCCGCGUUUCCUCAUGAAAUUCUUCGAGGGCUCUGCGGAGGCCCGAGGCGGGGCCAGCCGCUCCAGGGAGGGGACCAUGGAGCUCCGAACGACCCCUCGGCUACAAGUGGUGGGCCAGGGCCAGGGCAACGGGGAUCCUGGGGGCGGCCAGCAGAGGGACAGUCAGGAAUGGGACCCUUGACCCUUGCAACCACCCCGAUCUUCCCCACCCCCUGCCCGUCCGGGAGCAUCUAGGACCUUCCUCUGAGGGAGGUUUGGCUUGUGUGUUUGGAGCAGGCCCGUUGCCUGCAGGAUGGUGGGUAUCCACGUGCCCAAGCCGCUGGCUCCUCUGCCAGUAGCCAUGUUUGCGAAACACUCCGGGAAGCCAUAAGGUGAUGACCUAAGUGCAUUCCUUGUGGUGGUUCAUCAUUCCUGAGUUACAUACU
Messenger RNA from Ochotona princeps (American pika), 1443 nucleotides. RefSeq names its product leukotriene B4 receptor 2 (gene LTB4R2). Gene Ontology annotation, molecular function: G protein-coupled peptide receptor activity; leukotriene B4 receptor activity. Gene Ontology annotation, biological process: inflammatory response; neuropeptide signaling pathway. Gene Ontology annotation, cellular component: membrane. The transcript has 2 exons. The record is from RefSeq and is a predicted model, not a curated record. NCBI's taxonomy places the organism in Eukaryota, Metazoa, Chordata, Mammalia, Lagomorpha, Ochotonidae. Bases 120 to 1199 code for a protein of 359 amino acids.